This is a messenger RNA of Saccostrea cuccullata (small rock oyster), 1092 nucleotides long. RefSeq lists its product as uncharacterized. Bases 30 to 992 code for a protein of 320 amino acids. The transcript has 17 exons. The record is from RefSeq and is a predicted model, not a curated record. Lineage: Eukaryota; Metazoa; Mollusca; Bivalvia; Ostreida; Ostreidae.
UAGGAGAUAUUCAAACAUUGUCUCUUUACAUGUAUACUUACUACACUGUCAAAAUGAUGUCUACUUUGAUUGCUGUUCUUGUUCUUAUUUCUUGCUCCCAAAGUGCAGUUUUGAGAGGAAUUGAUUCAUUUUCAGACGAAAAUGUUGAUGUAAUUUCACCAGCAGGUGAGAAAAGAGGGUUGAAUUCUUUUUCGGAUGAAAAUGUUGAUGUAGCUUCGCCUCUGGGCGUGAAAAGGGGGGUGAAUUCUUUUUCUGAUGAAAAUAUUGAUGUAGCUUCAUCUUUUGUGAAAAGGGGAGUCAACUCUUUUUCGGAUGAAAAUGUGGACUUAGUUUCACAAGUUGGAGUGAAAAGAGGACUGAAAUCUUUUUCGGAUGAAAAUGUUGAUGUAGCAUCACAUGCUGGAUUGAAAAGGGGAGUGAACUCUUUUUCUGAUGAAAAUGUCGAUGUAGCCUCACCUCUUGGAGUUAAAAGGGGAGUGAAUUCCUUUUCGGAUGAAAAUGUUGAUAUAGCUUCAUCAGUUGUGAAAAGGGGAGUGAACUCUUUUUCGGAUGAAAAUGUAGACCUAGUUUCACAAGUUGGGUUGAAAAGGGGACUGAAUUCUUUUUCGGAUGAAAAUGUUGAUGUGGCUUCAUCAGUGGUAAAAAGAGGACUGAAUUCAUUUUCGGAUGAAAAUGUUGAUGUAGCAUCACAUGCUGGAGUUAAAAGGGGAGUGAAUUCCUUUUCGGAUGAAAAUGUUGAUAUAGCUUCAUCAGUUGUGAAAAGGGGAGUGAACUCUUUUUCGGAUGAAAAUGUGGACGUAGUUUCAUCUGUUGUGCAAAGAGGACUGAAUUCUUUUUCGGAUGAAAAUGUUGAUGUAGCAUCACAUGCUGGAUUGAAAAGGGGAAUGAACUCUUUUUCUGAUGAAAAUAUCGAUGUAGCUUCCUCUGUUGGAGUGAGGAGAGGGGUGAACUCAUUUUCAGAUGAAAAUGUGGAUGUUGCUUCAAAUAUUUAAAUCUAGACAACAUUCCAGUGAAAAUGGAAACUUCUGAUGAUAUAUGUUUUAAGUAUUUUUGCCACGAGCUGAACAAACAAUAAACAUUUUUUUAAUGAAA